AUGUCUGGUACAAUGAGAGCUGCUCAAUACAAUACUACACUCAAUAAAGUUGAGGUCAAUGAGAUCCCAAUUCCCGAGCCCGGCGAGAAUGAUAUUCUGAUUAAGAACGUUUGCGCAUCGCUAUGCCAUUCUGAUUUGAUGCUUUUCUGGGGACAUACAGCGGAGAAGCCUUUGAUGGAAAAAGUUACCAUCGGACAUGAGAAUACCGGCACCGUCGCUACCCUCGGAAGAAAUGUUACAGGAUUCAAGAUCGGUGAUCCGGUAGGAUGCCUUGGGUGCAGCUAUGCUUGCUAUGAGUGCGAAGGUUGCCGUGUUCAUAAUCUUCACUGUGUGGAAGGCACUGGCAGAAUGCACGGCUUUACAGCACACGGACAUUUUGCGGAAUACUCCCUAUCCGACUAUAGGAAUGCAAUGGUUCUCCCCGCGGGAAUGGAUCUCACUACUGCCGCUCCUUUGUUCUGUGCGGGAAUAACAGCAUACCACUCCGUGAAAAACUGCGGGCUCCAAGAAGGAGAUUGGAUCGCGAUCAUUGGAUGUGGAGGACUGGGCCACUUGGCAAUCCAAUAUGCCAAGGCAUUAAAAUUGAAGGUCAUCGGAAUUGAUAUUUCCGAUUCGCAAUUGGAAUCUGCGAGGUCUCUCGGUGCUGAUUUGACCUUCAACUCAGCCUCAACUCCAGGCUAUGAAAAGGAGAUCUUAAGCCAGACCGGCGGAGGUGCACACGCUGCUGUGGUUCUGAGUGCCUCAAAUGCUGCGUACAAGGGUGCUCCUAGCGUGCUGAGGAUAAAUGGUAUUCUCAUGAUCAUCGGCAUCCCCAAGGAGAACCUGUCAAUCAAUGCUCUCGAUAUCCUCCUAGGGAAGUAUCGCAUCAUGGGUGCAAGCAGUGGUACACCGCAGCAGAUGCGGGAACCCAUUGAAUUCAGCCAUGAGCAUGGAAUCAAAGUGCACAUGACGACGUUCAACGACAUUGGGGACAUCCACAAAGUCAUCGACUUGCUAGAGAAUGGAAAAACCGCUGGCCGAUUUGGUAUAGUCUUCUAG
This is a messenger RNA of Penicillium vulpinum, 1038 nucleotides long. RefSeq names its product zinc-dependent alcohol dehydrogenase. Gene Ontology annotation, molecular function: zinc ion binding; oxidoreductase activity. The transcript has 7 exons. Bases 1 to 1038 code for a protein of 345 amino acids. NCBI's taxonomy places the organism in Eukaryota, Fungi, Ascomycota, Eurotiomycetes, Eurotiales, Aspergillaceae. The record is from RefSeq and is a predicted model, not a curated record.